AUGGAGGGAGAGAGCUCCCGUCGGGCCGACAUCCACGCCGCGUCCGAGCCCGAUCCGCAGCGGGCUCCGACUGCGUCCGCCGGCCGGAUCCGCUCGCGGCCCGACAGUUUUCUGAUAGCUUGUCGAUGCUUUAGCUUCAUAACCUCUCUGGCUGGCAUUCUCUGCAUCGCUGUUAAUGUUCUCUCAGCUGUUCGAUCUUUCAAAAACGGAUCCGAUAUAUUUGACGGAAUAUUCCGGUGCUACGCGGUGGUCAUAGCCGUGUUUGUGGUGGUCGCGGAGACUGAGUGGGGAGUUGUUAUGAAGUUCUCAAAGGUUCUGGAAUAUUGGGCAGGCAGGGGAAUGCUGCAGAUCUUUGUUGCAGUCAUGACAAGAGCUUAUCCGGAGUAUUUAAGAAACCGCCAAGAGCUUUUCCUUCUGCAAAGCAUUGCAAGCUACCUUCUUCUUGCAUGUGGUGUAGUUUAUGUGAUAUCAGGAAUAUUGUGCAUUGGUGCCGUCAAGCGUGCUCGACAGAAAAGAGAACUGUCCAGGGACCAAGCAAUAAAGGACCUCGAGGAUCUUGAGCGACGUAGAGAAGAACUCGAGUCAUUGUUGCUCCAGGAACAUGUUUGA
Striga hermonthica is the source of this 609-nucleotide messenger RNA. The record is from the annotation of a GenBank genome assembly. NCBI's taxonomy places the organism in Eukaryota, Viridiplantae, Streptophyta, Magnoliopsida, Lamiales, Orobanchaceae.